AUGGCCGUUCAGUCGACACUGCUACCGCCCGAGCGCUCCAUCAAACACAUCGUCUCAAGCCUUACAUCCCUCUACCUCCGCAACCGCACCCGCAUCUCCCGCGCCGUCUACCUAGCCCUCUUUGCCGCACUCGCAAAACGAAUUCAUAAUGCCAUCUCCGAACAGAAAGCUGCGACCCAGCAAGUCGAGCUCCGCCGACGGCCCGGUACCAGCAGUCUUGGCGAAGAAGAACAGCCCCGCAAGAAGAGGGUUGAGAUCAACCGCGAGUUCUUUAAGAACUUGUUUCGCUUGCUAAAGAUCGUCAUCCCGGGUUGGCGCAGUAAGGAACUACGCUUACUGGUUAGUCAUAGUGUAUUCCUAGUGCUGCGUACACUGCUCAGUUUGUAUGUAGCUGAGCUGGAUGGACGACUCGUGAGCAACUUGGUGCGCGGCAAGGGAAAGGACUUCCUGCUGGGUCUUGUUUGGUGGAUGAUUGUCGCUGUUCCUGCCACUUUCACGAAUUCCAUGCUUUCAUACCACCAAUGCAAGCUCGCGCUAAGCUAUCGCAAACGUCUUACCGAUUAUAUUCAUGAAAAGUAUUUGUCUAAUAUGACCUUCUAUGCUAUUUCCGCCUUGGAUGACCGCAUCAAAAACCCCGACCAGCUUGUCACGGUUGAUGUUUCUCGUUUCUCGGAUAGUCUGGCUGAAUUAUACUCCAACUUAGCCAAGCCAAUUCUCGACAUGGCGAUAUACAACUAUUCUCUGUCGAAGAAUGUUGGAGGAGAAGGACUGUUCAUUAUGAGUUUACUCGUGCAACUCUCAGCCAAUGUCAUGCGCAUGUUGACUCCCCCAUUUGGUAAAUAUGUGGCAGACGAGGCUCGCUUGGAGGGUGAAUUCCGGUUUUUGCACUCAAGACUCAUUGAUUACAAUGAAGAGGUGGCUCUUUACCAUGGCCACGAAGCUGAGAAGGAUACGUUGGACAAGGGUUACUUUACUCUUAUCAAACAUGUGAAUCGCAUUCUGCGCAGGAGACUGUAUCAUGGGUUCAUGGAGGACUUUGUGAUCAAGUAUUUCUGGGGUGCUCUGGGUUUGAUUCUCUGCAGUGUGCCUGUCUUCUUCAAGAUCCCUGGACAGACAACUCACAGCAUGGCAGACCACACAGAAAGCUUUGUCACGAAUCGUCGGAUGUUGCUCUCCUCGUCAGAUGCCUUUGGCCGUUUGAUGUUCUCUUACAAGGAGAUCUCAGAGCUUGCUGGCUACACAUCACGAGUCUCAUCUUUGCUGGAAGUCAUGGACGACCUGCUUGCUGGUCGAUUCGAGAAGAAGUUGGUGUCCUCUGCUUCAACUGAAGAGAACGCAGCUGUACUAUCUGGCCGAGGUGAAGUCAUGGAGAGCGAUGCGAUUGAAUUCACCGACGUACCAAUUGUAUCACCAAAUGGAGACGUCCUGGUGCGUGAGUUGUCCUUCACAGUUCACCCCGGUGAACAUCUCUUGAUUGUCGGACCCAACGGCUGUGGUAAAUCGUCUCUCUUCCGGAUUCUGGGCGGGCUCUGGCCGGUGUACGGAGGCACAGUGAAGAAGCCCCCUUUUCAAGAUAUCUUCUAUAUCCCACAGCGACCGUACUUAUCCCGUGGAACCCUGCGACAGCAAGUUAUCUACCCGGAUAGUGUGCGCGAGAUGCGUGCCAAGGGAAUCACGGAUGCCGACCUUUAUGAGGUUCUCUCUGUGGUUGAGAUCGCAUCCGUCGUAGACCGCCCUGGAGGCUGGGAUGCGGAGGAAGAAUGGCGCGACGUCUUAUCUGGCGGUCUCCAACAGCGCAUCGCCAUGGCUCGUUUGUUCUAUCACCGUCCCAAGUUCGCCAUUUUGGACGAGUGCACGUCAUCCGUGACCUUGGAGAUCGAGAAAGUCAUGUAUGAGACGGCCAAGAAGUUGGGUACCACUCUCAUGACUGUUUCGCAUCGUCGGAGUCUCUGGAAAUACCACCAGAAGAUCUUGCAAUUUGACGGAGAAGGAGGCUACAUCUUUACCGGUCUGGACUGGGAACGACGGCUGAAACUGGAAGAUGAGAAGGAAGAGCUGGAUCUGCAGCUACGAGCAGUGCCUGAACUACAGCGUCGGAUUACUGAGUUGACCGCGAACUAG
This is a messenger RNA of Penicillium nucicola, 2121 nucleotides long. Its product is annotated as ATP-binding cassette long-chain fatty acid transporter PXA2. The transcript has 4 exons. Gene Ontology annotation, cellular component: peroxisomal membrane. Gene Ontology annotation, biological process: peroxisome organization; fatty acid beta-oxidation; long-chain fatty acid import into peroxisome. Gene Ontology annotation, molecular function: ATP binding; ATP hydrolysis activity; long-chain fatty acid transmembrane transporter activity. The record is from RefSeq and is a predicted model, not a curated record. Bases 1 to 2121 code for a protein of 706 amino acids. NCBI's taxonomy places the organism in Eukaryota, Fungi, Ascomycota, Eurotiomycetes, Eurotiales, Aspergillaceae.